CCGGGCGGCAGCAGCCUCGCGGCCCCGCCGACCUCGGGCGGGCCGAACGAGGUGCGCACGGUGCUGCUGUACAGCGUGCCCAUCGUGGCGCUGGUCAUCGAGGGCCAGGAGCGGCUCAGCCUGGCGCAGAUCUCCAACACGCUGCUCAAGGACUACUCCUACAACGAGAUCCACAACCGGCGCGUGGCGCUGGGCAUCACGUGCGUCCAGUGCACGCCCGUGCAGCUGGAGCUGCUGCGGCGCGCGGGCGCCAUGCCGGUGUCCUCGCGGCGCUGCGGCAUGAUCACCAAGCGCGAGGCCGAGCGGCUCUGCAAGUCCUUCCUGACGGACACGCCGCCGCCCAAGCUGCCCGAGAACUUCGCCUUCGACGUGGCCCACCAGUGCGCCUGGGGCUGCCGCGGCAACUUCGUGCCGGCCCGCUACAACUCGUCCCGGGCCAAGUGCAUCAAGUGCGCCUACUGCGCGCUCUUCUUCUCGCCCAACAAGUUCAUCUUCCACUCGCACCGGCUUCCGGACUCCAAGUACGUGCAACCGGACGCAGCAAACUUCAACUCCUGGCGGAGGCACAUCAAGCUCAAUGGGACUCCUCCGGAGGACGUCAGCUACGCCUGGGAGGACGUCAAGGCCAUGUUCAACGGCGGAAGCCGACGACGCGUUGCCGUCUCCUCCUCUUCUUCGUCCUCGGCAUCCAAGCGCCCGAGGAUGUCCGGUGGCGGCGGCGCCGGGGCGCAGGACAGGGACGCGGCCACCACCGCGGCUGCGUCGUCCAAGCCCUCGGCGGCGCCCCCGUACUUCCCGGUGCUGCCGCUGUCAAGCAGCGCCCCGAUGCCCGCGCUCUUCCCGCCGCCCCUGUUCUGCCUGGCCGGCAAACCGCUGUCUCCGAACACCGGCCUGCGGCCGUCCACUUUCGGCGACUACGUGUGGAUGGGCGCCAAGCAGUCCCUGUCGCUGCCGAGUCCCUACGCCGCCGCCGGCGUGCUCUGGCCCCCGACGCCGAGUCACAGGCUGCUGCCGCCGCCCCCGGACCCCGGGCCCUACUCGUCGCCGCUCUCCGAGGACCCCGCGGGAGCCCUGCUGCCGCCGCCACCGCCUCCCUCCACGCUGGCGUUGGGACUCGUGACUGCGGGGGCGGGUCAGGCCAUGGGCCCGGUUUCGUACACCUCGGCGUUCAGACCUGUUGCCGGUGGCGUCGCUCGCAUGUCCAAAUCUCCCACGUUACGCGCGGCGACCCCGACGUGCGACACAACCACGGACACGGGCCGCGUGGGUGCCGGCGCCGAAGACGCCGGCAGCGACUGCGGUCGCUCCGAGGACGACGAUGACUCGGACAGCUUCCACGGCGAGGUGGACGUCACCGACACCAGCAGCGAGGACGGGCUGUCUGGCGUCACCCGCGCGGCCGGAGUCGCCUGCGCUUCGGCGUCGGCAACGUCGGUCGGGGCGGCCGCGCUUCCCACGGACAGCGGCACUGGCGGCCACCGGAGCGGGUCGGAGUCGGCGGAACAGUCGUCGGAGCAGAGGGAGGCCCGCACGCCCGUGCCGGACACCAGCGACGCCGGGAGCGAGCCGUCGGCACCCAAUGCUAGGAGGAGGUCGCGGCAGGAGGAUGAAGAAGAGGAGAUGGCAAAACCAGUCACUGAACCAGAGAACACGGUCACGUCCGUGGUGCAGCUGAUCAAGGAGGAGUGCCGAAAACGUGAUUCCGUCAAAGCGACUGCGUCACCUUCGGAAACGCGUAGUCCUGAUGAUGUUUUAGAUCCUCGAAAUAUAUUUUCACUCAGUAAAGACGAGCUCCGAGAUGUCUUGCUCAAGGAGGCCGAAGGAAGGAAGAAAGCAGAACGAGAGUUUCACCUGAUGAGAGAAACGUUCGAAGAGCAAGUGCAGAAAGAAAUCGCGUACCGCGAAGAGCUCGCCAAGCAGCUGCAGGUUGUUCGAGAUGCCUUGUGCCAAGAGCUUGAUCAAGAACGGAAGGCCAGGUUUGCGGUCCAAGCAAAGCUAAAAGAAGUCUCACUACAUUAUCAACAGAUCCAGCAGAGAAGCAUUCUCGCCGAGAGCCACGACACGAUGCACCACUUCGCCUGCAAGAUCCUGGGCCCCAGACACUGUGCCGAGUGCAACUACAAGCCCGAGUGAGAAGGCGCGGAUCCAGAAAAGAGCGCGUCUGGCCGUAACGUGAAAUCGAGCACCACGGAGAGGAGGGAAGCCAAGCCCGCAGAAGCCGUCUCGCACGACCUCAUCGCGACAGAGCUGCAACGAUGAAGCGUAACUACGGGACAAUUCAAGCCGCAACAAGCUGUGGAAAGGCAACGAAAACGCUAUGUUCGAAAGGCUGAAUUCGUGUUUGUAUUUUUUUUUUUACUUGUGGCAUUUGAAAAGAGUUAUGUAAGUUCAUUUACUUAAAUACCGUCGGGCGACGUGCUUCUGGCCACUUCAUCGAGAGGUUUCUUUUUUAUUAGUACUAUUAUUAUUUUAUAGUAAUGAUCAAAGCAUAUUUGAUUGGUGCCCACCAAAUUACAGUGUUCUGAGCCUGAAUUUUGGCUCAAGUUCGGCGAACGCAACAAAGAAUUCUCUAGUUUCUUUCAGAAUCGCUUGUAAGAGUCAAGUCUACGUACUUUCUGUUUGGUGCAACUUUCAACCCACACCCCGACAGAAUAUUUCACAAGAAAUCUAGACAUUGCGUUUAUAGACGAUUACUUAGAAGAAGUCAAAAAUCGAAUACUAAUUAACCAUUUACCUAAAAGCAGACAUCUAAAUUCCUAGUAAACAAGAUAUUACCAUGAGACGUUAGCCAGUCAGUUUUCCAAAAAAUCGGGAGUACCUUACAGAAUGAAGAGAAUGAUCAACGAAUCGUACCCGCAAACAUGACAGAAACGCCUUGUUCAUCACAAUAGAAAACUCAAUAUUGUUCUACAGCGCUGGAAAAACAAACACAUAUGUCAAAAAGAAUGACCGUUAGACUACGCCUGGGUCGUCAGAACUUGUUUAUGUCAUCUUUGCGAUUGAAGUCGGUUAGAAGUACUACACCGAGUGGGAUUCCGCUCUUACUUGAACAGAAGUUUCUAGGUGGUGUCAUUUAUGUAUCGAGUUCAAGCGACAUCGCUUCCCUCUCUCCUUACUCCGCUGUCGACGUUUGAAUUCUAGAUUUCGUUUUGCAGAAUCACCACACGCUGAGAAACUUCACAAACAAGAUGGCAUUCUAAGUGGCAGCCGUUUUGAAUCAUCCCGUUGUGGCACUAAACCUCGGCGAGCAACAACGUGAAGAAACGUUCGAACGAAAUACACGUAUAAGGCAUGGGGUCAGACUCCGUUGAUUUUACUAUGCAUGAAAACAACUGCGACUAGCUUGGGUUCGAGGCUUCGCCAGCCAUUUUGUGGAUAAAGCUCUGC
This is a messenger RNA of Ixodes scapularis (black-legged tick), 3387 nucleotides long. RefSeq names its product SKI family transcriptional corepressor 1 homolog-B (gene fuss). The record is from RefSeq and is a predicted model, not a curated record. The annotation marks the transcript as partial. Lineage: Eukaryota; Metazoa; Arthropoda; Arachnida; Ixodida; Ixodidae. Gene Ontology annotation, molecular function: RNA polymerase II cis-regulatory region sequence-specific DNA binding; SMAD binding; DNA-binding transcription factor activity, RNA polymerase II-specific. The transcript is spliced from 10 exons. Gene Ontology annotation, cellular component: transcription regulator complex; nucleus. Gene Ontology annotation, biological process: negative regulation of transcription by RNA polymerase II; negative regulation of BMP signaling pathway.